AUGGCGGAUCAGACAGAUGUAGACCUCGAUUCUAUCAUCGAUAGACUGUUGGAGGUCAGAGGCAGCCGACCCGGCAAGCAAGUUCAGCUUUUGGAAGCAGAAAUCCGUUAUCUGUGCACAAAGGCCCGCGAAAUCUUCAUCUCUCAACCCAUCCUCCUUGAGCUUGAAGCUCCUAUCAAGAUCUGCGGUGACAUUCACGGCCAGUACUAUGAUCUCCUCCGUUUGUUCGAGUACGGAGGCUUCCCUCCGGAGGCAAACUAUCUUUUCCUUGGAGACUAUGUCGACAGAGGAAAGCAAUCUCUUGAGACCAUCUGCUUGCUUCUUGCAUACAAGAUCAAGUACCCCGAAAACUUCUUCAUCCUCCGUGGCAAUCACGAGUGCGCCUCCAUCAACCGUAUUUACGGAUUCUACGACGAGUGCAAGAGGCGGUACAACAUCAAGCUAUGGAAGACAUUCACGGACUGCUUCAACUGCCUCCCUAUCGCAGCCAUCAUCGACGAGAAGAUCUUCACAAUGCACGGUGGUUUGAGCCCCGACCUGAACUCCAUGGAGCAGAUCCGUCGUGUCAUGCGCCCAACUGAUAUUCCUGACUGUGGUCUCCUCUGCGAUCUCCUCUGGUCCGAUCCAGACAAGGACAUCACCGGCUGGAGCGAGAACGACCGUGGUGUCUCCUUCACCUUCGGCCCCGAUGUUGUGUCCAGAUUCCUCCAAAAGCAUGACAUGGACUUGAUAUGCCGCGCUCAUCAGGUCGUUGAAGAUGGUUACGAGUUCUUUUCAAAGCGGCAAUUGGUUACCUUGUUCAGUGCACCAAAUUACUGUGGAGAGUUCGACAAUGCUGGAGCAAUGAUGAGCGUGGAUGAGAGCCUGUUAUGCUCAUUCCAGAUUUUGAAGCCAGCAGAGAAGAAACAAAAGUACGUGUACGGUGGCUUUGGUGCCAGCAGGCCCGUCACUCCUCCGAGGAAACCCAAGCAUUAG
This is a messenger RNA of Drepanopeziza brunnea f. sp. 'multigermtubi' MB_m1, 975 nucleotides long. RefSeq lists its product as uncharacterized. Lineage: Eukaryota; Fungi; Ascomycota; Leotiomycetes; Helotiales; Drepanopezizaceae. Gene Ontology annotation, biological process: regulation of mitotic cell cycle; chromosome segregation. Gene Ontology annotation, molecular function: protein serine/threonine phosphatase activity. Gene Ontology annotation, cellular component: cytoplasm; nucleus. The record is from RefSeq and is a predicted model, not a curated record.